GUACCCAUUCCUGGAGAAAGGGUCGCCCAAUGGGCCGAUGGCGGUAGUGGGUUGCCAUUCAACUGUGUGAAGACAACUGCGUGGAGGACUCUUGCACACAUGUUAACCGAUCAAAACUGCCUCUGCACUCUCCGCCAGAACUUAGCUGCACUGCAGCUUUUAUUAGAAAGGAUUUACUUGGCCGAGAGGAACGACAAUUUGAAAAGUUUAAGUUCCUAAAAGACACCCACGAUUGCAUUUUAGGAGCAAUCUUAGUUCAGUUUAAGGUGUUUUCUUCAGGAGCGAGGAAGUUGAGGAUGUGGACAAGAAGAAUGCUUGGGCAACUCGUUUCUAUGUCUGCAGCUUCUCUAAGGCAAUUGGAGCGGGAUAUGGAGGUUGUAAUCGAUGUUUUGCAACCUGGUCCUCUUGGCGUCGUUGAACACAAGUACUCAGAUCAUGAAAUAGCUGAGGCACGAUCAACAACACAGAAGGCAAUUGAGAACUGGCGCCAGGCUUCCUUGAAAAGGAAGACGAUGCAAAAAUCUAAUUCAUAGUUGAAUAAUAUUUGAAUUGGACUUAAACCAUAGUGGACCAACAUAUGAGGAUUUUAUAUUCCUUCCCGUACUGCUUAUUUUCCUCCAAUUGUCCAUGUGAAUUUGACAAGGACAAAUGGUCUACCUAGGUUGCUGCCAUAUCAUGAGCAACUUACUUAUCUUGACAUUUGAGUUCUGCAUUGCAUGUAGCCUGUCCACAUAUUUGCCUCUUGAAAUCUCACGCCUCUGUUUUAAAUGGAAAUACUUGAGAUACAGGAUAUAAAAUCAUAGAUUCAAUAUUCCUUUAGGAGAAACCCUUAAUAUAUCAUUUGCAAUAACGAUUUUGAAAAACAUUGUAAUUAUUCUUGAACACCUUUCACAUCCAAUGAUAAUUAUUGUAGCACCUAGUCAAGAUUCUUAGUGAAUCAUUUCUAGCCUGUAAUCCAUUUGUGAUAGCCAUCAUUGGGUUUCUGAUUAAUAUUAUAAUCGGAAUUCUUCGGCUUC
This is a messenger RNA of Cryptomeria japonica (Japanese cedar), 1016 nucleotides long. RefSeq lists its product as uncharacterized. Lineage: Eukaryota; Viridiplantae; Streptophyta; Pinopsida; Cupressales; Cupressaceae. The record is from RefSeq and is a predicted model, not a curated record. Bases 297 to 533 code for a protein of 78 amino acids. The transcript is spliced from 2 exons.